AAGAGGUGAAUUAUGCCUGGUCAGUGGUCAACCGAGGAGAUAAAGCAGUUGAUUUGUGAGGUGGAGGAACGACCGACACUGUGGAAUGUAUUGGUAGACGAAUAUAGAGACCGGGUGAAAAAAUCUGACUCGUGGAAACAAGUGGCGGAAGCUUUAAACAAGGAACAAUGCGAGGUGGAAAAGAAGUUCCACACGCUGAGGACUCAGUAUGCCGCUGAGGUUAAGGCCGAAGAAAAAAGGAAGUCCGGGUCCGAGGGUGUUGUAAAGAAGAGUAAGUGGCAGUACAUGGAGGCGUUGUCGUUUCUCGGCGCGGGGAUGAAAAAACGGCAGGGAUCUUCCUCAGAGAUUGGAUUUUCCGAAACUCUCCCUGACAGAAGUGACGAAACCAUCGAAAUGGCCAGCACCGCUCCGACAACAAAGAAAGCCCGGCGUGAACCCAACAAGGACCUGUUGGCUCAGGCUGUAAAAGUGCUUGAAGAGCCGCCAGCGGACGCUCUUGAUAUUUUCGGUCAGUACGUUUCGACGGAGCUUCGAGCUAUUCGUGGAGAACAUAUUCGAAACAGAGCCAAACGAGAUAUUACUAUGACAAUUUUAAGAACUCAGGAACUGGAUGAACAGCAGUACAGUGGUCAUUCGUCACCUCUUUCCUGGAGGGCUGACACGCCGUCGCCUUCAUUUAGCCAAUCACAUGCCUCAAGCACGACCAUGCAGAAUAUUGUUACUGACCAAAACCAAUAUGCCACCUAUUCUGGCAUUGCUCCGAACUCUUGUGCUGGUGCGGGAUACAACGCCUAUCCCUCUUUGUAAAUUGUGUUACUGCAACAAGUGCAUACAUUACCUUGAUG
Liolophura sinensis is the source of this 845-nucleotide messenger RNA. RefSeq lists its product as uncharacterized. The coding region runs from base 13 to 807 and encodes 264 amino acids. The record is from RefSeq and is a predicted model, not a curated record. The transcript is spliced from 3 exons. NCBI's taxonomy places the organism in Eukaryota, Metazoa, Mollusca, Polyplacophora, Chitonida, Chitonidae.